Messenger RNA from Sardina pilchardus (European sardine), 1206 nucleotides. RefSeq names its product SWI5 homologous recombination repair protein (gene swi5). The record is from RefSeq and is a predicted model, not a curated record. Lineage: Eukaryota; Metazoa; Chordata; Actinopteri; Clupeiformes; Clupeidae. Gene Ontology annotation, biological process: double-strand break repair via homologous recombination. The transcript is spliced from 5 exons. Gene Ontology annotation, cellular component: Swi5-Swi2 complex; Swi5-Sfr1 complex. The coding region runs from base 128 to 529 and encodes 133 amino acids.
UUGCAUGUGUGUGUACAACUCCGGUGCAACUGUAUUUUCAAGCCUCUAACAGUACUGUAGACCAAGAAAAUAGUUAUACAAUCAACGUAAAUCCUCUGUUCUGUUACGAUUCAUUCUGUCAUGUUCAAUGGAGUCAGAGAGCCGACAAGAAGUGACAGCGAAAUGUAAUGUUACGCCAAGACGAGGGGGAUUAACAUCUCGAAACACUCUGGGAAGGACACCGUGUUCUGGAGGAAGAAGAGUCAAUUCAAGUUUUAAAUCUCCUGUGCAGAGUGUGUCCUCCUCCCAGGCCUUGCCAGAGAGAGAGGUGGAGGAGCUGAAGAAGAAGAGGGAUGAGCUGGACUCCCAGAUCACCCUCCUGCAGAAUGAAGGGAUGGACAUUCAGGAGCUGGAUCAGCAUAUUGACCUGCUGCACGAGUACAACGAUAUCAAAGACAUUGGACAGACACUACUAGGACAACUGGCCACCCUGCGAGGAGUGACCACUCGGGACUUGUACAGCCUCUUCGACCUGGAGCUGGACGACUGAGAGGGGUGGUGGACACUCCGAGCGACUGCCCACUCCACUCCAUUGCCCUCUCACCCAGGGGGCGGGGUGGCAGCGGGGCACCAGGGCACCAAAUAUGGCCAAAUAAUCCCAGAAUUCCAGAGUGGGAAUUGGGAAUCCCUCCGCAGCAGGAUAGGCUCUGCCCGGGUUGACGUGGCAACAGUCCAGUAUUGUCACCCAAAGUUCCUGUCGGGCUCACAUGUUCUGCAUUAACAGGAGUGGAAGUCCGGUUUUGUUUGUUUGUUUGUUUGUUUGUUUUCAAUGCAUUUGGACGGUCAGUGAGAAAAUUAGACCAGAGGGGACAGUGGACAGAGACUCACAGGACAUUAUUCAGUGUGAGAUGAGUGAGGCGAGGGUGAAGCUUCUGGACAUCCUCUUGUGAUCAGUUUGAAAUGGUAAACGUUCUUUGUCAUGCUCCCAUCCAGGCCUUCCUCACAUUGUGCUGUAGUGGAGGGAGAGAGGAAGGAGUGUUGUUUUGCACUAGCGGAUGUUUGAAGAGUGGCGCUGGGUUUUGGUGAGGGAGUGAGUGAGUGAGUGGGUUCACCCAGGACCACAUGAGCACAUAUGGACUCCUAGUUGUGCUUGCCCCUCUCAGAAUUACCUGAGGUUAGUGUUUAGUGUAUAGUUUUAUGUUCUAUCAAUAAAGAGAUUGUUUUGUA